AAGCGGAAAUGAAAAUAAUGAAAGCAUUUCUGGCAACAUAAAAUGGAUUUAUGUGUUUCGUCUCAAUCAGUCGCUGCUGAUCAGGUAGGAAAAGAUCUAUUCAAGGAAGCGUACAAGUUCUAUGCGAGACGAAAACCUCCUCCUGAUUUCAAGGAUGUCAUUGAUUUUCGAGAAACAAAAAAUCAUGUUGAGGUUGACCAAGUGCCAUACAGUGGUUUAUCAGGACAGGACUUAACAUUAAAAGGACUUAUUCCAACAUACAAGUGGGAGGUCUUCACAUUGACUACUAAUCCAGGGUUCUUCUUCAUCAGGAAUCCAUUUGAACCUCACUAUCAGAAAUACUGGGUAAAACGGUGCCUGGAGGAUUACCAUAAUAAACCAAACAAGACCAACAUUGAUGCUCACUUAGAUGAAGACAGGAAGGAAAAUUUGUGGGAGACACACGUAAAAGAUCCAAGUCACAGUAAUAUGAAGCACUUGCAUUGGGCAACAUUGGGAUACCAGUAUGACUGGAAUGAAAAGAAAUACCACAAGGACCAGUGCACAGCCUUUCCUGAGGACUUGUCUUUGCUGUCCAGUAUCAUAGCAGAGCGGGUGGGUUUCCCCGCCUUUACAGCCCAAGCCUCCAUUGUUAAUUACUACCACCUGAACUCCAAGCUGGGUGGCCAUGUGGACUAUUCAGAGUUCGACCAUGAUGCACCCCUGCUGUCCAUCAGUUUUGGUCAAUCGGCUAUUUUCCUGUUGGGUGGUGUGACCAAGUCAGUUAAGCCAGUGGCCAUGUACAUCAACAGUGGAGACGUUGUGGUCAUGUCGGGUGCAGCAAGAUUGGCUUAUCAUGCCGUGCCAAGAAUCCUACCAGGAACACUGGAUAAACUAGACUCUCCUCUCCCAGUCCUUGUGGAUGCUGCAGGAAAAACUGUUUCCCAAGGUGGCAACUUGCCAGUUUCUCUUUCUCUCAAUACUAUAACACAGACAUGUCACAUUGCUUCAAAUAUAGAUGCUCCAGAUAUACCUCAAAAACAGAAUGCUGGACCUGAUCAACAAGGCAAUGGCGCCAGAGGUCAAACGGCUAAUUCUCUGUGCUCAAACUGCCAGUCACACAUGAAAGUCAAGGUGCUAAAACUACAUAAAAGUGAAAGUGUUCAAAGGCAUAACAGUGAAAUUUGUUCAGGUUGUUACAAUGCUCAACUAGCAAAAUCGAGUUGCUCAAGAGAGCAAAUAUACACAGAUAGAGGGAAAGAGCAAGAAAUAUCUGCUCCAUCUCUUCAAGAAGUUACAAAGGAAGGUGCAGCUCAAAGUGACCUUCAAAACAAAAAUGAAAAACUGAAAACAGUAAAUGAAAAAAUUGCCCGUGAUUUGCACCACUUGCAAUGGGCACCAUUAAGAGAGUGGCUCGAGACUGGCAGAAUUAAUGUCAAUGUUAGACAAGUAUUAAAGCACGGACAUGAUUUUCCUGAGAAAUAAACUUUUAAUGGCCUUGUGUGAUUUAUAAAAAGUCAUAUAUUUUACUUUUAUAAAUCUUAAAUGACCAUAAAUUUAUGUAGCAGUUACAAGUGAUGCAGCUAAGUGUGAAAAGGGUUCUGGUAUAGUAUGUGGAAUGAUAAUCAAUUUUUUUUACCUCGUUACAAUAAAUAUGUUACAAUAUUUUCAAAUCCACAAUAAGUGUUAAGGUGCAAUUUUAAACAGU
Lingula anatina is the source of this 1687-nucleotide messenger RNA. Its product is annotated as nucleic acid dioxygenase ALKBH1. Gene Ontology annotation, biological process: oxidative RNA demethylation. Gene Ontology annotation, molecular function: oxidative RNA demethylase activity; ferrous iron binding; broad specificity oxidative DNA demethylase activity. The record is from RefSeq and is a predicted model, not a curated record. Gene Ontology annotation, cellular component: cytoplasm; nucleus. Lineage: Eukaryota; Metazoa; Brachiopoda; Lingulata; Lingulida; Lingulidae.